Drosophila serrata is the source of this 1956-nucleotide messenger RNA. Its product is annotated as solute carrier family 22 member 19. Lineage: Eukaryota; Metazoa; Arthropoda; Insecta; Diptera; Drosophilidae. The record is from RefSeq and is a predicted model, not a curated record. Gene Ontology annotation, molecular function: transmembrane transporter activity. Gene Ontology annotation, biological process: transmembrane transport.
UCGGAACAUGCCGGACUCCCAAUCUCAGUCCCAAUCGCAGUCCAGUGUCUGCAAUCUGGGGAAAUCCUGCCCUGGUCUAGACGUGGUGGAGCAGGUCCACGGCAGCUUCGGACGCUGGCAGCUUCGCACCAUUCUGUUGAUAUUCCUAUGCAAAAUUCCUAGCGCCUGGUUCACGGCCAUCAUUGUCUACACAGCUCCGAUACCCUGGAAGGGUGAGCUGGUAUGCCACCCAUCGGAGUGGAAUGCCAACCGGACCCGGACUGAGCAUUUGAGCAGGAAUCAUCCGUUGUGGCAGGAUGCACGCAGCACCGACCGUCUGUUCAAUGUGGAUGUCUGCAAUGCCUAUUCCCAGACCCUGGCCAGAGGAUUCGUGAGGAGUCAUGGGAGGGAAUGGAAUGCCUCGGAAUCGCUGGAGCCUCAUGCUCGAUCUUCGCUGCCCUGCGAGCACGUGGAGCACAUGACCGAUUACAGGUCAUUGAUUACUCAAUUCGAUUUGAUCUGCUCUCGCCGCGUUCUAGUGGCGGUGACGCAAUCCUCGCAUGCCUUCGGUGCACUUAUUGGUGGACUAAUGGCCUUCUCGGCCCUCAAGAGAAUCAGUCCCCGUCGCCUGAUGUUGCUGGGAAUGAUUGGCCAGAUAUUCUGUGGUAAUCUAACUGGCCUGGUGGACACCUAUCAAUUGCACAUCUACUUCCGCUGUCUAACUUCCAUAUUCUGUGCUCUCAUGUACACUUCCGGACAGUUUAUAUUAAACGACAUCACCUCAGGAAAGGCUCGCAUCAUUGUGGUCACUCUGUCGGAGCUGUUCUGGUCCAUAGGUCUCGUCCUGCUGCCUGCCAUAUCCAUAUAUUUCGAUGACUGGAGCUACCUAUACGUGGCCAUCUCCUCGUCCCUCAUUGUACUAGUCUGGCUGCAUCGCUGGAUAGCGGAUGCUCCUCGCUGGCUGCUGCAGCACCAGCGUGUGGAGGAUGCUCUGAGCCAACUGCUGGAGUCAGCCACCUACAACAACCGGAAGGUUCCGCUCACCCUGGACGUUCAACUCACAGGACUCGCCAAGGAGCUAGAGCUAAAGGCCGAGCAAAAGAGAAGCUACUGCCAAAUUUGGGAUGGAGAGACGAAGCGUAGCCAAGUGAUAUACAUUCACUGGAUCUGGGGCGGAGCCAUGGUCAUCUACAACAUCACCCUGCUGAUGAUCCGCAACCUGGGGACCCAACAGGUGCACGUAAACACCGCCGCCCUGGCAUUCGCCGAGAUGGUGGGACUCUUUGUGGGACUCUAUAUGAUCCUGUAUACGCGUCGUCAUUGGCGCUGGGCUGGAAAUCUCAUGAUUAUAGCCGGUCUCAGCACAUAUCUUGUCUGGUUGCUACCAGAAACUGAACGCAACUCCCGACGAGUAGGACUGGAACUGCUUUUCUGGCUCAUUUUAAAGGUGUCCAACUCUGCCUCUAUAGCCGUGCUGACCACGUGCACAGGUGAAAUGGUGUCCAACGAGAAGCGAGUCUAUCUACUCCUAUCUGUGGUCUCAUUCAGUCGUCUGUGCCUGGUCUUCUCCCCGCUGCUCAGCUGCCUCACUGUCGUCCAUCACCUGGUGCCCAUCACCAUUUUGGCCACCUUAGCUUGGAUUUAUGGCUUGGCUCUGCGUCGCCUCAAUCGCUACUAUUGGAAUUCGGAGCAGCCACACAUCAGCCAGGUGCCAACUCCAAACACCUAUCGUCGCCAGUCGGCCAUCAUUAUGCGCCGCUGCAGUUCUGCCAGUUCGGAGUGUAGUGCCUAUAGCAAUGAACUAUUGAGUAACUUUGAACGAAAUAUGGCUGUGAGCAUAGCCGAUAUUUGGCACAUUAACUUUCACCCUUCAAGUGAGAUUGAAUUGGAAAUGGAACAGCAACAACCGGAAGCUUUAAGAUCGCACAGCUCGGAGACCAUUUGAGGAGCUUCUUGAAGAAAGCCUAAAAGUAGGCU